This is a messenger RNA of Oryzias melastigma (Indian medaka), 2859 nucleotides long. Its product is annotated as translation initiation factor IF-2. Lineage: Eukaryota; Metazoa; Chordata; Actinopteri; Beloniformes; Adrianichthyidae. The transcript has 2 exons. The record is from RefSeq and is a predicted model, not a curated record. The coding region runs from base 620 to 2317 and encodes 565 amino acids.
UAACACAUUCAGGGCAAAUAGCAAAAAGGUGCCACACUUCAAUGUGUUUUUGGCAGAAUCGGGAAAGAACAUUUAAUCUGUUAAGGCAGUUUUGUCCUUUUUAAGUUAUGAAGUACAUACAUGGUGUAAAUGUGCUCUUAUUUUGUAGUUUUAAAAAUUUCAAAUCUGUUUCUAUUCUGUUUAAGUUGUAGAAUUAAAAUCAGAUGAGGAUGAGUUAGUUAUUUAGGCUCAUUGUACAACACAAAUUUUGAUUUUUUAUUUUUUUUUUAACAGAAAAAAAUAAUGUUUUUCCCCAAAAUGUAUUAAGUUUGCAGACAAUCCCCCUGUGCUUCAUUGUAUUUGUUCAACAGGGAGAUAAAGUGAGGAGGGCGUGUGAUGAAGAGGAGGGGUUACAGGCUGGGAGGGUGUGGGCUGCAGACAGAGCAGUGGUGGGGUUGGCUGGAUCGCGAUAGUGACAGAUGUCCAGAGAAUCGCGAGGGGCACUCCUCAGUUGCAGCACACCGCAGCACGGAGAGCAGGGCCGGACUCAUCUGCACUAAGCUCCACCAAGCUUUCAUUCAACAAUACCUUGGAAAGGAGGCCCGGUUCUUUUUAUUCCAGGAGAAGUCCAGGAAACAUCAUGGGAGGCAAACUGAGCAAGAAAAGAAAAGGAUACGAUGUGAGCGACCCGAAAGAUAAGAAGAAUGAGACCGCUGCAUCUGAGUCCAAUGUGGAAGAGUCCGCAAAUGUGGAAGACGGAGCUCCAUCUGCAGAUGCAACAGCUGGGGAGGGUGCUGUAGUGGAGGAGCCUGCUGUGUCAGCUGAGGCAGCACCAACUGAAGCUGCCACACCUCCAGAAGAGCCCAAAUCUCCACCCCCAGAAGAUGAAGCCUCUGGAGGUAAGGAGGCAGGUGCUGUUGAGAAGAAAUCAGCAGCAGCUGAAGCACCUCCAGCACAGGAAACGUCAGCUCCUGUUGUAGAAGAAAAAGCUCCUGUGGCAGAAAAGUCUGCUUCACCUGAAGAACAACCAGUUACACAUGCAAAGGAACCUGCACAAGAAAAAGCUGCUGAUGUUGAGGAAAAAGAGACAGUGACAGAGGUUGCUAAAACCCCAGAUGACACUAAAUGUGCAGAAGAACCAGCUCCUGUCACAACAGAGGAUGCUCCCCCAGAACAGAAAUCUGAACCAGUAGACACUGCUCCUGUUGUUGAGGCAAAAGUUGCUGCAGCAGUUGAAGCAGCCACUGUUAAUGAAGAAACACCACAUGACACAAUAGAAAAAAUAGCUGCUGCAACAGAAGAACCAGCUCCUGCUGAAGAACUACCUUCACCUACAGAAAAGGAAGCAGAGAAAGCUGGAUCACAGAUAAAUGAUGUAGAAGCAGAAGUAGAGGAUCAAGCAACAGCAGAGCUACCAAAAGCUGAAGAAGCAGCACAGGAAUCUUCAGCUCUGGAAGCAGAAAAUGAUGAGCUGGCUAAGGCUGAGCCCAAGUCUGCUGCUCCACUUGAAGAACCCAAUGUAGAGGUUUCUCCUGUAUCGACAGAACCAGUUCCAGAACCAAAAGCUAUUGAGCCAGAAGAAGCAGUGAAAGAGACAAUUGUGCCUGAUCUAGAACCAGAGGCUGAGUCAGAGCCAGAACAAGCGCUGGAGUCAGAAACUAAGCCAGAGCAAAGCCCUGAGACAGAUCCAGCAACUGAGACCACAGUAGAGCCAGAACAAGAUGAGCCAAAGGUAGCACCAGAAACGGAACCUAAACUACCAUCUGAGCCCGUGUCUACAGAGCUGCCCCAACCAGAGCAAAUCACAGAGCCAGAAGAAUUGCAGCAAGUGGGACAACAGGUCCAGGUAGAGAAUGGAGCAGAAGAACCUGAACCACGUGGAGCCAUAUCUGAGUCUGUGGAAGCAGAAACAUUGGAAUCUGUGAAAGCUACUCCAGAGAUGACCAUCUCUGAAAAUGUAUCUGUGGUAGCAGCAGAGCCUGUCCCUGACAUCAUCGUCUCAGACUCUGUCCUUGCCUGUGACAUGAAUGCUGAGUCGGAAGAGCCUGCCUUGCCUUGCCCAGAGCCAGAGGUUGAAAGCAAGAUGGAAAAUGGAAACUUGGAGAGCCCAUCUGCUACAGAGGACGUGGCAGACCCAGUCAAUGGAGAGCUUGGAGAACACUCUUCUGCUCCAGCAGAGGAAUGUGUAAAUGGAAAUGAAGAACAGGAGGAGACACCAAUCAAAGAGCAGAGUGAUUUUGAGCUGAAAAAGGAUGUGACCCUGUGCGGAGAUGCCCAGGAAGUUCCUCCAUCAGGUAUGAUGGAUGGUCUGAGCACAGAGGUCACCCAGGCAGUCUGAGAAGAAAAAGAAAAGUUCUUGUAUGUCACUGUAAAUGUAAUCAAUUUGUUGUUGGUCCAAGAAAGCCAUCAAUCCAAAAAGGCUUUCCAGAGUGCUGUAACCACUAAAUUCUUUUUCGUGGCUGCUCAGGACAAGGAUACUUUCUAUUGAGUAACCAAAAGUGAAACGCCACCACUCAAGGACCCAGAGUGACGGGAAACACGCAGGCAAGAUGGCAGUGAGACGGAAAUGCAGAGAAGAGACUUUUGCGCAAAGGUUGCAACUCAACGGCAUGAACAAAAAAUACUGAACAGUAGAUAUGGUUUAAAUAAUAAAUGAAUCUGUGUGUGUGUGGCUGCAAAAUGCCGCACUAUGGUCUUUGAAAAACAUCCAUUACUAGCAUUUUACUGGAUCUAGAUUCCCAUAUAUCCUUUCUAUUAUCACAUGGAGUACAAUGACAUGAUGUGUUGGCCUUUUUUAAUGAUGGUACCUGUAAGGACUGUUCAUUUUAAAGUGAUUGUUGAGAAUAGAUAAUAAAGAGAGAUUGUUGUAGUCCACACUUA